AUGAACGUCCUCAUCUUCGGAGAUCAGACCGCUGAUCAGUUUCCCCUACUGAAAAAGGUGGCCACAUGGAGAAACAACGCUACUCUCACAACUUUCCUCGACCGUGCCAGUGUCGUCCUCCGCGACGAAGUACAGAAGCUGCCAAAGACACAGCGAGACCAAAUUCCUGAUUUUCUCACUACUUGGGAUCUGGUCAAUACCUACUACAGCGAAGGCAAGAAGAUCCCCCAGCUCGAAAGCUGCAUGGUUACUUUGGCACAACUUGCACACUACAUCGGGUACUACGGCGAGAACCCAACAGACCUGCCCAACCCUGCCAACACACGUCUUGUCGGUCUCUGCACUGGCUCAAUCGCAGCUUCAGUCGUAGCGUCCGCACGAUCCAUUAGCGAGUUGCUGCCCCUUGCAACAGAAGCCGUUCGUAUCGCGUUCCGCGUUGGUACCUGCGUUGGCGCAGCCAAGGAUGCGCUUGAGCACCCUGCAGAUGCCAAAGAAAGCUGGUCGACCAUUGUGACAGGUAUUUCUGAAAGCGCAGCGAAAAAGGCCUUGUCCGCGUUUCACGAUGAGCGACGGAUACCAGCCUCGGCGCGCGCCUAUGUUAGCGCUGUUAGCGUCAUGGCUCUAACCAUCAGUGGCCCACCAUCGACAACGAAACGCGUUUUCCAGGAGAUCGACGCCUUCAGGAACAAUACGCGAGUGCCCAUCCCUGUGUACGCACCCUACCAUGCCUCGCACGUCCACGCCCAGGCCGACGUCGACCGCAUUCUGGACAGCGAGGCCACCAGGCACUUGCAGCAGUUCCGGCCCCUGGCUUUGAUCCACUCGGCAUCCAGCGGCAAGUGCCAGACUGCGACCAGCACGCUCGAGCUGAUGCGCAACGCUCUCACGGACAUCCUCCUCGAGCCUGUGCGAUGGGACAGCCUUCUCGGCGGCGUCGUUUCUCAGGUAACCGCCACCGGCAGCGCAGACUGCUCUCUUGUUGCCAUCGGUGUGACCAAUAUCGCAAACAGCCUUGCAUCUGCUCUCAAGGCUGGCGGCCAAUCCCACACUGCGGUUCGUGACCACACAUCUUGGGUGCAGACUACGGAUGCAACCCGCGGCCGCACCCAGAAUGACAAGAUCGCCAUUGUUGGUAUGUCUGGUCGUUUCCCAGGUGCAGCCAGCCCCGAGGCGCUUUGGGAGCUUCUUGAGAAGGGCCUGGACGUCCACCGCGAGGUUCCGGCCGACCGCUUCGAUGCCAAGGCUCAUUGCGACCCUUCUGGCAAGGGAAAGAACAAGAGCCACACUCCCUUUGGCUGCUUCAUUGACGAGCCGGGUCUGUUUGAUCCUCGCUUCUUCAACAUGUCUCCACGUGAAGCUGCUCAGACGGACCCCAUGGGCCGUCUGGCGUUGACCACCGCUUUCGAGGCUUUGGAGAUGUCCGGUUACGUUCCCAACCGCACGCCUUCCACAAAGCUGAACCGCAUUGGAACCUUCUACGGUCAGACCUCUGAUGACUGGCGUGAGAUCAACGCUGCCCAGAACAUUGACACCUACUUCAUCACUGGUGGUGUCCGCGCAUUCGCGCCCGGCCGCAUCAACUACUACUUCAAGUUCUCCGGUCCAUCUUACAGCAUUGAUACCGCCUGCUCGUCGUCGCUCGCUGCAAUUCAGCUGGCCUGCACUUCGCUCUGGGCGGGUGACUGCGACACUGCCUGCGCUGGUGGACUCAACGUCCUUACCAACCCGGAUAUUUUCUCCGGUCUCAGCAAGGGACAGUUCUUGUCCAAGACUGGCGGCUGCAAGACCUACGACAAUGAUGCAGACGGCUACUGCCGUGGUGAUGGUUGUGGCUCGGUCGUGUUGAAGCGCUACGAGGAUGCCAUUGCGGACCAGGAUAAUAUCCUUGGCUGCAUCUUGGGUGCAGCUACCAACCACAGCGCCGAAGCCGUCUCCAUCACCCAUCCCCAUGCUGGAGCACAGGAGUAUCUUUACAGCAAAGUCCUCGCCAACGCUGGUGUUGACGCGCAUGACAUUAGCUACGUUGAGAUGCACGGAACUGGUACUCAGGCCGGUGACGGUAUUGAGAUGACUUCAGUUACCAACGUAUUUGCUCCACGCCACCGCCAGCGUCGCCCUGAACAGACUCUCCACCUCGGCGCCAUCAAGGCCAACAUUGGUCACGGUGAAGCCGCUUCGGGAAUCAACUCGCUCGUCAAGGUUCUGAUGAUGAUGAAGAAUAACGCCAUCCCUGCCAACGUCGGUAUCAAGGGAGUGAUGAACAAGACCUUCCCCAAGGACCUCGGUCAGCGCAACGUGCAUAUCUCUACUACCCAAGUUGCACUUCCGCGUAAUGGUGCUGAGAAGCGCAAGCUCUUCUUGAACAACUUCUCCGCGGCUGGCGGCAACACCGCUAUCCUCCUGGAGGACGGCCCUUUGCGUCAGGUGCCCCAGGGUGUUGACCCCCGCACCAUGCAUACUAUCACUGUAACCGCCAGGUCCAUCGCAUCGUUGAAGAGAAACAUCAACAACGUCAUCAAGUUCCUUGAAGAGAACCCAGAGACCACUCUGCCUAGCUUGGCCUACACAACCACCGCUCGUCGCAUCCAGCACAACUACCGCGUUGCUAUAUGCGUUGACGACAUCUCCAAGGUCAAGGACGCUCUUCAGACUCAGCUGAAGGACUCGUACAAUCCUCUCCCAAUGGUUCCGACUAAGACUGCCUUUACUUUCACUGGUCAGGGCUCGCAGUACACUGGCCUUGGUCAGAAGCUUUACAAAGACCUCACAACCUUCAAGGCCGAUAUUGACCAGCUUGACAACAUUGCUCGUCUGCACAGCCUCCCGUCUUUCCUGCCCCUGCUCACAGGUGUUGAUGUGGCUACUCUGUCGCCUGUCGUCGUUCAGCUUGGUAUGGCCUGCAUUCAAGUCGCUCUUGCACGCAUGUGGGCGUCUUGGGGCAUCAAGCCGAUCGCAGUAGUCGGUCACAGCCUUGGCGAGUACGCUGCACUUCAUGUUGCUGGUGUCAUCUCUGCCAGUGACAUGGUUCUCCUUGUAGGCCGCCGUGCUGAGAUCCUAGAGCAGGAGUGCACUGCUGGUACCCACGGCAUGCUCGCUGUAAAGGGCAGCGCUGCUUCCAUCAAGGCCGCUCUCGGUGACAAGAUGACUGAGAUUGCCUGCAUGAACGGCCCCGAGGAGACUGUUCUUUGUGGCACGGUUGAGGUUGUUGAGUCCACGAACCAGCUCCUUUCCGGCCAGGGAUUCAAAUCAACAAAGCUGAACGUGCCGUUCGCAUUCCAUUCUGCCCAGGUCGAGCCCAUCCUUGCCAAGUUCCAGGACGUUGCUUCUGCAGUUGUCUUCAGCAAGCCCCAGGUGCCAGUCAUGUCUCCCCUGACUGGCGAAGUCAUCCGCGAGGCCGGCAUCAUCAACGCUGCCUACCUGGCUCGCCAUGCACGCGAGACUGUGAACUUUUGGACUGCUGUAUCUGCUGGCAAGGAUGAGAAGCUCUUUGAUGAGAAGACCACCUGGCUUGAGGUCGGUGCUCACCCUGUCUGCAGUGGCAUGGUGAAGUCAACUCUCGGUGGAGCACCCACCACCGCUGGCUCUCUCCGUCGCAACGAGGACCCCUGGAAGACUCUUUCCAACACCAUUGCAACCUUCCACCUUGCUGGCGUUGCAUUCGACUUCAACGAGUAUCACAGGCAAUUCAAGGAUGCUUAUGAGCUGUUGACCCUCCCAACCUACAGCUUCGACAACAAGAAGUACUGGCUCGACUACCAAAACAAUUGGACUCUGACCAAGGGCGAGGCUGUCCAGCCUGCUCAGCCCAAGGCCAUCGAGGCUCCUGUCGAGAUUGCAUCCAAGCUGUCCACUACCUCUUGCCACAAGGUCGUUCGCGAGGAGCUCCAUGCCAACUCCGGUACUGUCGUCGUUCAGUCCGAUCUGUCCGAUCCCAAGCUCAAGGCUACCAUCACCGGCCACCAAGUCAACGGAACACCCUUGUGCCCGUCGUCGCUUUACGCAGAUCAGGCUAUGACUGUAGCCGACUACCUCUACCAGCAGCUGCGCCCCAACAUGCCCACACCUGGUCUUAAUGUCUGCGCCAUGGAGGUGCCUAAGACUUUGAUUCCGCAGUGGCCUGCCCCCGCCGGUGGCCAGCAUCUGCAGGUUGAGGCUACGGCUGAUCUGGAGACCAACCAGGUCGAUGUCAAGUUCCGCACCGUUACUGCAGACGGCUCCAAGGUUCUUGCCGAGCACGCCUUUGGUGUUGUCAAGUACGAGGAUGUCAACGUCUGGAAGGAGGAGUGGGGCCGCAUUCAGUACAUGGUCCAGACCCAGGUCGAUGUCCUGAAGCAGAAGCUUGAAACUGGUGCUGCCCACAAGGUGCUUCGUGGUAUGGCUUACAAGCUGUUCAAGGCCCUUGUUACUUACGCCGACAACUACCGCGGUAUGGAGGAGGUCAUCCUGGACGGCAAGACCACCGAAGCGACCGCUCAGGUCCAGUUCCAGACUACCCCUGCCGACGGAGAGUUCUUCUGCUCUCCAUACUGGAUUGACAGCUUGUGUCAUCUCUCUGGCUUCAUCGUCAACGCUUCUGACCAUCUUGACUCCGACAACUCGGUCUACAUCUCCCACGGAUGGGGAUCCAUCAAGAUCUCGAAGCAGCUGUCGCCCGAGAAGAAAUACCGCUCCUAUGUCCGCAUGCAGCCUGCUCCUGGCAACAUUUCCGUUGGUGAUGUGUACAUUCUCGAGGGCGAGGAGAUCAUCGGUAUGGUUCUUGGUCUCAAGUUCCAGAACAUUCCUCGUCGCGCUCUCAACAUCAUGAUGCCGCCCUCUGGUGUCAAGUCCGGUCCUGCCGCCAAGGCCAUGGCUAGGCCCGCUCCUGUCAAGGCCAUUGCCGCCGCUCCCUUCAAGGCUGCGCCCGCUGCAGUCAAGGUUUCCAAGCCUGCAGCGAAGCCUGCGAAGGCCAAGGUCGUCAAACAGGUCAGCAGUGGUGUCACUUCCAAAGUGAUGAAGAUUAUCGCCGAAGAGACCGAUGUUGACAUGUCGGAGCUCGUUGACGACGCCGCAUUUGAGAACCUCGGUGUUGAUUCUCUGCUCUCCCUGACCAUCUCGGCCAGGUUCCGCGAGGAGCUUGACAUGGAAAUUCCCUCCACACUCUUCACCGACUGUGCCAGCGUUGGUGAGCUGAGGAAGUACUUCUCUCAAUACGACGGUGGCGCUAUUGUUGUCGAAGACGAUGCCUCUGACACCACCGACGAGCCGUCUGAUGCCUCCACACCUUACGAGCGUGGGGCUGGUAGCACGCCCCCUAGCUCUGCUCCUAGUCUCGACGGCAACGAUGUCGAGAUCAAGGUUUCCGAACAGAUUGUCGACGGCGAGGCCAGCCUUGCUCGCAAGCUUGUUGCUGAGGAGAUGGGUGUUGAUGUCUCCGAGAUCACAGACGAUCUUGACCUCACCGACAUCGGCAUGGACUCUUUGAUGAGUUUGACCAUUCUUGGUUCUAUGCGCGAGCAGACUGGACGGGACCUUCCUGCCGAUUUCCUCACUGUCAAUGUCACCAUCAAGGAUAUCGAAUCUGCCCUUGGUAUGCGCCCUGCCCCUAAGCAAGUCAAGGUUACUGCGCAGGUCACUACCAAGGUCCCCCAACUUGCUGAGGUAAACAAAAAGCUGGCUCAAGCUAUCGAUAUCUCGCAGCUGCCUUCAGCCAACUCUGUACUGCUCCAGGGUAACCCGAAGGUUGCUACAAAGAAGUUCUUCUUGGUUCCCGACGGUUCCGGCAGUGCCACCUCCUACAUCUCCAUUCCCAACAUCUCCCCUGAUAUGGCUGUCUACGGACUGAACUGCCCGUUCAUGAAGUGCCCUGAAAAAUGGGAGUGCGGUGUUGAAGGUGUCUCUCAGAUCUACCUCAAGGAGAUCAAGCGCCGUCAGCCUGAAGGCCCUUACAUCGUUGGUGGAUGGUCUGCUGGUGGUGUUAUGGCCUACGAAGUUGCUAAGCAGCUUGUUGACGCUGGCGAGAAAGUUGAGAACCUCGUCUUGAUCGACGCUCCCUGUCCCAUCGCUCUCGAUCCUCUACCUGCCCGUCUCCACAUCUUCUUCGACCAGAUUGGUCUUCUCGGUACUGGCAAGCCAGGUGGUACUCCCUCGUGGCUCUUGCCUCAUUUCGCCUCGGCCAUUCAGAAUCUGAAGAACUAUGACCCAAUCCCCAUGGACCCCAAGAAUGCGCCACCCGUCCUUGCCAUCUGGUGUACUGACGGUGUGUGCCCCAACCCUGAGGACCCUCGCCCACCACCAGGCGAGGGAGAGGACCCGGCUCCCAUGAAGUGGCUCCUCAACAACCGCACUGACUUCGACGACAACGGUUGGGCUCAGCUCCUCCCCAAGGACAAGUUUGAGUAUGCUGUCAUGGGCGGUAACCACUUCACAAUGAUGAAGGGUGAUCAUGGUGUCACAUUAGGCAAGCUCCUUCAGAAGGGUCUCAAGCUAUAA
Messenger RNA from Ascochyta rabiei, 6468 nucleotides. Its product is annotated as polyketide synthase. Gene Ontology annotation, molecular function: 3-oxoacyl-[acyl-carrier-protein] synthase activity; fatty acid synthase activity; phosphopantetheine binding. The coding region runs from base 1 to 6468 and encodes 2155 amino acids. The record is from RefSeq and is a predicted model, not a curated record. NCBI's taxonomy places the organism in Eukaryota, Fungi, Ascomycota, Dothideomycetes, Pleosporales, Didymellaceae. Gene Ontology annotation, biological process: fatty acid biosynthetic process. The transcript has 2 exons.